This is a messenger RNA of Astyanax mexicanus (Mexican tetra), 4874 nucleotides long. It is a transcript of the gene dcbld1, whose product is annotated as discoidin, CUB and LCCL domain containing 1. The record is from RefSeq and is a predicted model, not a curated record. Bases 132 to 2249 code for a protein of 705 amino acids. Lineage: Eukaryota; Metazoa; Chordata; Actinopteri; Characiformes; Acestrorhamphidae. The transcript is spliced from 15 exons.
CAGGAACUCCACAGCGCUGUGUGAAUGAGGAGUUCAGCGGCGGCGCCUCUCGAGAGCCGGGAAAAUGGUCCCCUAAACCCCCUUAAUGAUUAUUCCGGCGUGUUUACGGUUUACGGAGGUUUCGGGUUGAGAUGUCCUCGAACGGCGUGUUUUAUGGCCUGGUUUUCGUGUGUUCGACAGUUUUCUACCAGCUGGUCCUGACGGAGAAACCCGAUGAUGGUUGUGGUGAGUCUACCUUGGGUCCAGACAGUGGUCAUCUAUCCUUUAAGAAGUAUCCAGGUGUUUACCCAAACAACUCGUGGUGUCAGUGGAAGAUACUCGUCAGCAGCAGCCUCAGAAUAGUCCUCAAAUUUGAAGAUCUUUCUAUUGAUGGAUGGGACUGUAAGACAGACAACUUAAAGAUUCAUGGGACAAAGCAUGUAGUGUACUGGCAGUAUUGUGGGCGCCAGAAAGCCAAUCCCACGCUGUACCUCGGUGUCAACCAGUCUCUUUACAUUGAUUCAAGUGAAGUCACUGUGAGCUUUCGCUCCAGCAUCCAUUCCUCAGGCAGGGGGUUCCAGCUGUCCUACUCCACAGUGGACCACAGAGAAAUGGUCACAUGCUCUGACAAAGGCAGCUCUUUCUCCCAUUCAAAAUACAGGAAGUACUGUCCGGCCGGAUGCGGAGCGGCGCAGGGCGACGUGGUCGGGGACGUUUCUCAGGGAUACAGCCAUACGUCCAAUUUAUGUAAAGCUGCAGUCCAUGCUGGAGUCAUCUUGAACCAGUUCGGAGGACCAAUCACAGUGGAAAAUCACAGUGGACCGAUACACUACGAGGCUGUCCAAGCUAAUGGGAUCCUAUCACAAAGUGACUCUUUGUCAGACUCAUUCCUCACGUUUGUCACAAAUGACUGUAACAGACAGACCAUUCUUCAGCCACUUUCCACCUCCCUCUCGUGGGAGAAGAACAGUUUGGAGGGAACUCCGGUUGACCGGUCCCCCAAAGACACCAAAACUGUCACCCCUACAGGCAUGUGGAGCGCUGACUGCAAACAGUGGCUGCAACUUGACCUGGGAGAGAAGAAGAGAAUUACAGGAAUUUUAACUAAAGGUUCAACAACAUCUGACUACUUUGUGAAAAGCUACAAAAUUCUGUAUAAGGAGAAAAGUCGCUGGAGGAAUUACACUCACUAUAACAGUUCUGAAGACACAAUAUUUGAAGGCAACGUGGAUAAUCUCAACCAGACUCGCUACACCUUCCAUCCAGCCAUUACAGCCCGCUACCUUUGCGUCGUUCCACUGCAGUGGCAUCGAGGGACCGGCCUCACUGUGGAACUGCUGGGAUGUGAUGUCAGAACCACCCCAGUGAGUUCAUCUUCUCAGGUCACACUGGAGGCCUUUCCAGGAGAGGAAACGGACAUCACUGAGCCUGUGCCUUCUCAGUCUGAACUAGUUCAACUGGCCAUUAUUUUGGUGCCCACUAUACUGGCUGUGGCUCUGCUGCUACUGGCUAUCUGCCUCUGCAGGGCGCUUCACAAAAAGAAAACCAAAGAGAACACCUACGACUCUGCAGAUCCACCACAUGCAGGUUGCUGGAAGCAAGUAAAACAUCCAUCUGCCAGGCAGCAGUCCACUGAGUUCACCUUCAGCUACAGCUCAGAGAAAGACCACCUCCCAAAAAUUGACCUCGUCACCAGCGACAUGGCAGAUUACCAGCAGCCACUCAUGCUGGGAGUGGGCACGGUCUCCAGGAAGGGCUCCACUUUCAGACCAAUGGACACAGACACCAAGGACGAGGUCAACGAGACCGCCACUCAUUACGACUACCUGCACACAGCCAAUCAAUAUGCCCUACCACUGACCAAUCAGGAGCCUGAGUACGCCACACCCAUCAUAGAGCGACAUGCCUUUCGUAAGGAUGGUUUUCUCCCUGAUCCCAGCUACAGUGUACCAGGAGUGGUCCUCAGCAAAAGCCCCUCAUUUAAAACCAAGGACAGUAGUAACUACAGAAAGGUGGUAGGGGGCAUUUCUGGAGGCUAUCAAACACCCCAGGUCAAACUGGACAGAGCGAACCAUUCAGAGGGGGUGUACGACAGCCCUAAGGUCAGGAAGCCUUUGGGGGUCCAGAACGGAGUUUGUUCAGAAUAUCAGAGACCCCAGAAGAAGACCACCGCUCAGGAGAGCUACUCCACCCCACGAGACUGCGUCCGACUGGACACUACUGCCCCCUGCAGGCCGGACCCAGAGGGCAGCAGUCUGAGCGGACCCUGAGCGGACUACAACGCACUGUGAUGUUUACCUGUUCCAUGUGAACUCUGAUAACUUAUUUCUACAACUGAUUACAGCACGUUUCCUGUUUAUCUGUAUAUAUGCAGCAGGAUGGAGUAAGCUGUCUCAGUGACCGUGAAAGUGUGCACAAUAGUGGCAUAUCAUGCAGUGUUCUGUUAAUUUUGUUGUUCUGUUAAUUGUGAUGUGUAAACAGAUUUGUUGUGUUAUUGAGGUUUCUUUUUCUUUUAAAUGGGCUGGGUUUGCUUAAUGUGAUGCCUUGCCAGGUGCAGAGAAGGAUUUUUGUUUUAAUAAUGAACAGAAUACAGAAUAAUGAGCAGAGUAUUUGGCAGAAAUUCUAGCCUUGCGGUUUCUGAUGGCUUUUAUGCAUCUAUAAUGUGAUCCAUCUUCUCUGUUGUCUGAGCUGCUGUUGUGCAUUAAUAUGCUGAAUUUAGGACCAUCAGAAGUAGGGCUGGGUGUUUAAAGUCUAUAUUUUUUAUAAAAACCGUCUGAACUGCUUUAAUAAUACAAAGUAUCAGAACGUUCUGUACAUUUUAAAUAGUCUGUUUUUUUUUUGUUUUUUUUACUGAUUUUAAUAAUCAGUCUUAGCACCAUCUGUGAGACUAUAAGCAUGCUUAUUCCAAAAUUAAGACUGCUGAUUGGAUGUUUUAAUGACAUUCUAAAGCAUGUUUAUAGCAGUUCAGAAAUAUCCCCAACUCCAGUACCUGGUUUUUCAGUUUCCCCUUUUUUAUACCCAAUCAUAGUUAGUCAAUCCAAUCAAAGUCCUUUCAACAGGAACAUCUCUUGCCUCACUUUCUAUUUGUCAGACUCUAUUUGUCAGUUGUCAGUUGUGCACUUAAAUCAUCAGGCUAAUUUCUCCAGAUAACUACCAUGUCAUAUUUGGGUGCCUCACAGGAACUUGGCUAUAGUGAAUUGAUCUGAUUAUCCAGUGCUCCUAGAGAAGAUCUGCUUCAGACUGCAGUCUUAAAAAUAAGGUUUCUAAAUAUUUCUGGUUUAGUUGUCAAUCUGAGCUUUUCUAUUUAUAUAGAAUGUUUACAUUAUGCCUAGGGUUUUGAACUUGAUAAAAAAUUAGAUUGUUAGUUCUCAUAAUCUUAUAUUUUUUGCAAAAAAAAAUUUAAACCACAAAGCAAGCAUUUUGGUUUAACCUGUUAAGGAAUUACUUACCUUACAGGAAUCAGGUAUACUUGCAGGAGUAUACCUACGAGUCUUAAGAUAUAGAUAAUUCUGUAUAAUUUUUAUAAAAUUGUGCUGUAUGAUCAUCACAUAUUGUAAAGCGGUCAAGGAGACAAUAUUUGCACCAUUUUAUGUGAAUGCGCAAAUUGUAAAGAAAAAAAAAAGUAGCACCUAAAAAAAAUGGUGCAGUGAGUCUAAGCUGUGUCUGAUUGGUGGGAGUCUUCAUCACCAGCUGGUAGCAGGUUUCAGCUCAUUGGAAUAUGACUGUUUCUAAAUGAGGCCUUAAUCAUUCAGUCGGGAUCUGUGGGCUUACAGAUUAUGGUUCAUGCUGAAGCUCAGUGAGCACACUAUUGCUAUGUUCUGUCAUCUUCACCUUUUGUGAGCUGUAUCUCCCCGUACUUGAAAUUGGUUGAAUUGGUUUGUAGAAGAGUGUGGUUUAGAUGCUGGUGGAGUUGUCAUUGCCUCCCUGCUUGAAUAUGACUGAAUUCAAUUGCAUGUCUGGCACAGCAGACUGGGCAGAACCCUGGGCAGAUACCCCUUGAAUUCAUUUUAUUUCUGUUUACAAAUAAGGAUUAAUCUACAGUUACAGUAGAUACAGGAAUCACCAGCACAAUCUGUUGUGCCCAUCCUGCUAUGUGACUUAUUUGUACACUCCCCGUCUGAUUUCAUUUCUUUCAGUUCUGAACAAACCGAAAAAGGUGUUUACACACAGCAAUCAGGUUUAGUUGAAUCAGAUCGAGAUCACCUCUUUUAGUUUAGCAUAUUUUGGUUAUUUGGUCUGGAUCAUGGUUCAUGGCUCCUUUCACACCUGCUAUUUUGGUUCAGACCAAACUGAGUAGUCUGAAGGUCUGGACCAAACAAGGCAGCUCUGAAAGCGUCCUUAACCUGUCCAAAACUGAGGCCACAGAAAUAUUUUACCUUUUAAAAGCAAAUUUAAUUGAGCAAAUUGAGUUAGUCUUUCUUACCUUCUUCCACAUCAACAUAGUUCCAGUUUUCUGAUUAAACAACGUUUUUCACACAUCAUUUAUCCCACUGUAAAUGGCUUUGUCCACAUUUUAACCUAAUAAAUAAGCAGAAGUGUUACAGUCAGGUCAGUUUCCCUUUUAAAAGGUUUAGUUCUGCUGUUCAGCUGCAGGUGAAAUUUAAUAGGGAUGUUAGUCAGCAGUACUGGGGUUUCCUCUUCUGUUUUUAUUUUGGUCCAUUAUGCUUUGAUCCCACUCCUCAUUUGACAUGUUCUUUUCAGAAAGACUUUUAGUAAUAUGUUUUAAAGACUGAGCCGUGUUGAGUGGUACUGCCUGAAUCUCUGUAUUUUGUCUGUGUACAUAGUUUUGUACAGUUUUGAAAUGUAUAUUGUGAAAUGUGUUAUUAUAUGUGGUUAUUUAAAGCACCUACAAGCUGGGUGCGGCUGCUGAAUAAAGACAGGUCAUGGGUCUUCAC